Molecule: messenger RNA, 1197 nt
Organism: Suillus plorans
Lineage: Eukaryota; Fungi; Basidiomycota; Agaricomycetes; Boletales; Suillaceae
Exons: 3
Coding region: 162-830 (222 amino acids)
Source: RefSeq, a predicted model, not a curated record
CAGUACCUCAUUCGACGGCACGGCUCGGACGGAUGGCAUUGUAAAUUUCAAAUACCAGAAGGUGCAGGUGAGACUUGCCAGUGCGUCAUCAUGAUGUGGCUGUGCAUGCCAACGGCUUUCGUUUCCUGCACUCUUGAGUCUUUACAACUCUACAUCCAACAAUGAACCAGCUAUUCACAAUUUACUUUGUAUUCACUUACUUCGGCGAGCUACUUGCUGCAGGCAUGGUCGGCUUUUUUGCCCCUGUUGGAUUCCUGUCUCCAUUCAUGCUUAGCAUAACUCUCUUAUCCUUCCUACUUGCACUGCUUCAUGUUCGCCUGGUGCACACAGUGUUGUCAGCACACAAAACCGAUCCCCCCGUCCGCAAUUGCCUCUUGUCUCAUGCAGCAAUGGGUUCAGGAUUUCUGGUGGUCUCAAUCGAAGUUCGCUCUUACGACAUAACACAAACCCUGCCGCUCAAAGGAUAUUUGGGAAAUCUGAUAAUACCAGUGUUUGCCUGCAUAUUACUUUGCACGAUCAUCUUCUAUCGUUGGUCGCUAGGCUACUGCGCUGACAGGCAAGAUUUGGGGUCGCUGGGGGAUGUUUAUGACUUCUUGCUCUCAUGGUUUUCAUCACGUAUUGCGUCCCAUACCAACACUCCGGAAACACUCCCUCAAACACUCUCCGAGCCAUUCACCAAACAUUGCUUACGCUUCGGCACUCCCAUGUCACCUGUAAGUCACACAGCGGGUAGCUCGGACGUACUUCCCCAACCUUAUUACCAGCUUUCAGACCAAGACCGCAGAAAGAGGCAAUCAGAUGAAGAAUCUUAUAUUGGUUUCCAUGUGUAGGACUUGCGCAACUACUUUUGCUUCUCGCUGUCUUUCGAAAAAACGGAGACGCAAAAAGAUAGGAGUCGAGAGAAAUUUUUGGUGUAUCGAUAGGUUUUCGCUCUGUUUAGUUUAAUAUAUGCGCUCGAAAAUCAUUAAUGCCCUCUGACCCAGAAAAUGGUAUCGCUACAGAUCUAAUAGACCGAAGUCAUCGAUGGGUAUCGCUGUGAAAUGUUGAUAUUAGAUGAUAUAGUAGGGUAUCCGCUAGUCCUCGCCCUGCCCGCCACAUCACCUCUCGCACUAGGGCUACGCUUGGGUCCUGCUCUUAGUCGGUAACGUUGGCACUAUCGCUGGCUUGCACCAUCAAAGACAAGAACAUGUGGCGGGC